UUUUGUCAGUCCUAGGUUAACCAUAGGCAGUCAGCCGAGUAUACCCGAAAUUAGCCGACGGUAGUCGAACAGUCCGUCCUACCGGACUGCUUGAGGCGGCCGCAACGCCAUGUUGAGCGAAGUCUCCCAUCUCUAUGAAAAAAUAAGUUUAAAAUGCAACAUGAAGAUAUCAAACGCUGACUGAGUGAAGAGGGCACACCGGGGAAUAUACUCUGAAGAACGGAACCGAACCAGAUCCGCGGACAUCCCGGACGAGGUGGGGGAGGCAAGCCCCUCACCGUCCCCAUGAAUAGCUCUACAAUUCUUGUAAAAAGCGACUAUACAUUUAAAAAGCCAGUUAUAGAAAUGGAUUGUGAGACAGAAUCUUAAGCAAAAGGAUUUGCUGCAACGCUGAAGAGGAACAUCUCGCCUACUUAUGUAUAAUAACUAGAUAGUGUGUAAACAUAAUUUAGUAACGUAUUGUUUGCUUUUGUUCAAAAUCUGCAAUGAGUUUGCCACCGAAAGUGGUGCCGAAACCGGCUGCUGUCGCAGUUAGUGGACCUAUAACCGGGCCAUCUCCAUCAAGCCAACUGCGGGCGUCUCUGACCUCCGUGUCGCUACCACCGGGAGCCCCGACUGCUCAACCGCCUGCUGUGCCGCCACCCCAAAUUGUCCUUAACACGGCGCGCGCCAGGAUCCAACGGGUGCAGCCGGGCCUUGAUGAGCGCCUCUUCUCAGCACAGCCCGGGGUGGCCGCAGUUUAUAGCGUCCCCAGGCACCCCGGUCCUCCGUUCCCCCCUCACGACCUCUCUAAGGGCCACCCGUCGCUGCAGGGUCCCCCGGGCCCCGGCGGCCCAGCCUCCACGCCAGGGCUCUCUCAGGUAUCAGUCCCUGCAGCGCCCCCGUAUCGCUACCUUAAGGGCUGGGAGGCAGGCGGAGGGUCUCCGUACACAUCUGGACAGAAUGCUGGCUCCGCCCCGUUGGUGUACUCUCCGCAGACACAGCCAAUGAACGUCCAGCCUCAGAGUCGCCCAUUUGUGACGGGACCACGGCCACCACCACCCCACCAGGGAGGAUUCAGGCCCAUCCAGUUCUUACACAGGGCUCAGAUGCAGACGACGCGGCCCUCCCUGGCCAACAGUAACGCAUCUCUGCGGCCGGGCUCCCAGACGGCGCCCGCGCAGGCCGUCUACCCCCCCAACCACCAGCCCAUCAUGAUGACCAUGACCAUGCCCUUCGCCGCGCCACAGGCCGCACAGUACUACAUCCCACAGUACCGACACAGUAGCCCGUACGUGGCCCCUCCUCAGCAGUACUCUGUGCAGCCCCCCCCAGGUUCCGGAACCUUCUACCCAGGGCCUGGCCCAGGGGAGUACCCAGCGCCUUUUGCUACUCCUCCAUAUUACACAGGUCAGCCUGUGUAUCCUCCAUCUCCCCCAAUCAUAGUGCCUACACCACCACAGCAGCAGCAGCAGCAGCAGCAGCAGCAGCAGCAGCAGCAGCAACCUCUACCCGCCAAACGUGAGAAGAAGCCUAUCCGGAUCCGGGACCCCAACCAAGGCGGCAGGGACAUCACCGAGGAGAUCAUGUCGGGGCGAACAUCCACCACCCCCACACCGCCGGGUGGACGAUCCUCUGCCACCCCCACACCCCCUCAGCAGCCAAUGAGCAGUCAGACUCCAGAUCCCAGUGCCGGUCACAUGGCAGCCUGCGGCCUUGACUCUUCACUGAGACAGCCCAGUCCAGCCAGCACAGACGGACAGUCCACACCAGAAGACAAACCCAAACCAGACCCCACGCCUCCUCCUCCCACGACUCCAUCUCCAAUCCCAGCGCUUCCAGAAGCUUCCGUGGACCCCAUUCAGAGAGAGGCGGCCAGCAGCAGCAGCAGCAGCAACAACAACAACAGCAGCAGCGAGUCCGCAAACAAGCCCCCAUCCUCGUCCACCUCCUCUGCUCCCUCCCCUCCUCUCCCCACGGCCCUCACUGUUGCCCCCACUGCCCCCCCUACUGCUCCCGUGGAGCCAGUGGGGCCCAAACCCGCUCCUGUUGCCCCAGCGGCCCCUGCUCCAGCCCCGGGCCCUGAGGUGUCUGAGGAGUCUCGUCAGGAGCCGGUGGUGGCCCCGACACCUGCAGCCCCUGCCUCCUCCUUGUCGACCCCUUCGCCUCCCCCGCAGGCGGUCAACGGCCUGGCCGACUCUCCGGCGGCCUCUCCCUGCGCGGAGGUGGAACUGCGGGUGGUGGAGGAGGACGAGGUGGAGGAAGAGGUGGUGACGGCGGAGGCAGAGGUGGUGUCCGUGCAGCCAGUCGCCCCAACGCCACCCCACAGGGACGAGCCUCAGGAGCCGGCUCCCACGCCAGUGACCGCCUCUGAAUCCCCGUGUCCGGCUGAAGCCCCGGUGCUCAUCGCCGCGACCACCGUGACACCCUCUUCCUCAUCCUCAUCGUCUUCCUCCUUGUCCUCCUCUCUAUCGGCCAGCUGUCCGGCGCCCACCCCCUCUGUCCUGGCUCCUCCGCCCGGCCUGCCCCCUCUGGUGCCCCCGCCGGCCCUCGAGGAGACCCAGGGCAGCGAGGCGGCAGUGGUGGUGCCGGACGUCACCGACGCGCCGGCUGCCCACAAGCCAGACGCCUCGGCGACGCUCGCGCCAGCGGCCACCGAGGACGCCCACAAGCAGAGCAACUCAAGGAAGACCUCAGCCACAGCCCCUGUCCAAUCUACAACUCCUGCACCAAAGAGCUGGAAGAAGCCAAAUGAAGGGAGUCACAUGGGAGAGGCUCCAUCAGAGGAGAAAGAGGAGGGCCCCGUCAGAGAGCCCGCUCCCCCAGCGAGGGCCCCCCAGCUGGGCCCAGAGAGCCGCGGCAGCCCCCCUCCGGCCUCCGCGGACCCUCAGGACCUCCGGGAGUCCCGGCCGCCACCGAUGCCCGAGGAGAACGGCCAGCCCGAGCCGGAGCCCAUGAGGAACGGGGCGGCGCACGUCUCCGAGACGGAGAGCAGCGACGGUGGCGUCGCCCCCGGCGACCAGAACGCCGGCUCCCCCGCCGCACCUGCCUACCUCUUCCAAGAAGAGCUGGUGCAGGCUAAUGGUAAGAGGCAGUACAACCGGGACUUCCUGCUGGGGUUCCAGUUCAUGCCGGCCUGCGUGCAGAAGCCUGAGGGCCUCCCACAGAUCAGCGAUGUGGUGCUGGACAAGAUAAACCAGAACAAGCUGCCCAGCCGAGCGCCAGACCCCAGGGUCAUCUCCAGGGGCCCCGACUUCACCCCCGCCUUCGCCGACUUCGGACGACCUAUCACGGGUGGCAGAGGUGCUCCGUUGCUGGGUGUCUGCCCACGCCGGCCACAGCCCCGUAAGAUCAUCACCCACAUCUCGGUCAACGACGACGUCCAGCUGAAGAAGGCGGAGAAUGCCUGGAAGCCUGGCAUGAAGAGGGAGAUGCCCGCUGCCAGCAACGACCCCGACACCGUUAAGACACAGGAGCUCUUCCGUAAGGUGCGCAGCAUCCUAAACAAGUUGACGCCGCAGAUGUUCAACCAGCUGAUGAAGCAAGUGAGCGAGCUGACCAUCGACACGGAGGAGCGCCUCAAAGGCGUCAUCGACCUCGUCUUCGAGAAGGCAAUCGACGAGCCCAGUUUCUCCGUGGCCUACGCCAACAUGUGCCGCUGCCUGGCAACGCUGAAGGUGCCCAUGACUGACAAGCCCAACACCACAGUGAACUUCCGCAAGCUGCUGCUAAACCGCUGCCAGAAAGAGUUUGAGCGGGACAAGGUGGACGACGUGGUGUUCGAGCGCAAGCAGAAGGAGCUGGACUCAGCCACAUCGUCCACUGAGCGUGAGCGUCUGCAGGAGGAGCUGGAGGAGGCCAAGGACAAGGCACGGCGGCGCUCCAUCGGCAACAUCCGCUUCAUCGGCGAGCUCUUCAAGCUGAAGAUGCUGACUGAGGCCAUCAUGCACGACUGUGUGGUCAAGCUGCUCAAGAACCACGACGAGGAGAGCCUGGAGUGCCUGUGCCGCCUGCUCACCACCAUUGGCAAGGACCUGGACUUCGAGAAGGCCAAGCCUCGCAUGGACCAGUACUUCAACCAGAUGGAGAAGAUUGUGAAGGAGAGAAAGACGUCGUCACGGAUACGCUUCAUGCUGCAGGACAUCAUUGACCUCCGGCUGGUGGGUUGGGGUGGCCGGCGGCCCGGGCCCGACCAGGGCCCCAAGACCAUCGAGCAGAUCCACAAGGAGGCCAAGAUCGAGGAGCAGGAGGAGCAGCGCAAGGUGCACCAGCAGCUCCUCAACAAGGACAGCAAGAGGAGGCCAGACCAGAGAGAGGUGCGUCCCCAGCGAGAGGAGCGCUCCCAGAGAGAGGAGAGCUGGAGCACUGUGCCCAUGAGCAAAAACAGCAGGACCAUCGACCCCGCCAAGAUCCCCAAGAUCUCCAAGCCUCAGAUUGAUGAUAAGAUCCAGCUGGGCCCUCGGGCUCAACUCAAUUGGAUGAAGGGAAGCAGCGGGGGAGCCAAGGCCAGCGACUCUGAGCUCUCCCGGUCCACGGGCAGCAGUCUGAACCGCUACUCUGCCCUGCAGCAGUCCUCCACGGCCCCACCCAGCCCUCAGGCCAAUCAGAGCGCAGACUACGACUCCAGGAGAACUCUGGGAAGCCGUGGCAGCAUAGGACGUGAGCGCGGCGAGAAGCCUCAGGCUCCGGCCGUGCGUCUGGGGCCCCUGAGCCGAGCGGGCAGCAGUAAGGACCUGCAGGAGGGGCCUGCCAGCGAGGAGCCGCGCAGAGAGGGACCCGACACGCCUGUCGUCCAAAGCCCUGCCCAGAACCAGUCCCGCAGAGCCAGCACCGACGACAGGAGUGACACGGACCGCAACAGAACUACCAGAGGACCUGUGAAGGCUGAGACUCCUCCAGCUGUGGUUCCAGCCAAGCCGGCCCUGCCUGAGGAUGAAAUGGAGAGGAAGUCACGCGCCAUCAUCGAUGAGUUCUUGCACAUCAAUGACUACAAGGAGGCUGUGCAGUGUGUGGAGGAGAUGGAGCAGGCGCCUCAGCUGAGUGUGUUUGUGCGGGUGGGCGUGGAGGCCACUCUGGAGCGGAGCCAGGUGACCCGCGACCACAUGGGCCAGUUCUUCCACCUGCUGCUGCACAAAGACGUCCUGCCCAGGGAGCAGCUCUACCGCGGGUUUGGGGAGACGCUGGAGAUGGCGGAUGACAUGGCCAUAGACAUCCCCCACAUCUGGCUGUACCUGGCUCAGCUGCUGGGCCCUCUGCUCAAGGAAGGGGGCAUCUCUAUGAGAGAGCUCUUUAGUGAAUUAAGCAAACCAUUGCUUCCUGUGGGAAGAGCAGGGAUUUUAUUUGCUGAAAUACUGCACCUUCUAUGCAAACAAAUGAGCCAUAGGAAAGUGGGGUCGCUUUGGACGGACUCAGGCCUGAACUGGAGUGACUUCCUGCCCGAAGGAGAGGAUGUGCACACCUUCAUCUCAGAGCAGAAGCUGCAGUUCACGCAGCCGGACAGCCAGAGCCCCCCGCCGCUCCUGUCCAGGACGCCCCUCUCCCCCGAGGAGCUGAGCCGCCACCUAGAGCGGCUCCUCCUGGAGGACAUGGCCAGUGACGAGCAGAUCUUCGACUGGGUGGAGGCCAACCUAGAUGAGUCUCAGAUGAGCUCCUCCCCUUUUCUGAGAUCUUUAAUGACAGCAGUGUGCAAAGCGGCAGUGAAAGAUGAGAGUUCCUCCUGCAGAGUGGACACUGCUAUCAUCCAGAAGAGAUUGCCUGUCUUACUGAAGUACCUUAACUCAGACACUGAGCGCCAGUUGCAAGCACUUUAUGCACUUCAAGCAUUGAUAGUAACUCUUGAUCAACCUCCUAACCUGCUCCGUAUGUUCUUCGACUGUCUAUACGACGAGGACGUGAUCUCGGAGGACGCCUUCUACCUCUGGGAGUCCAGCAAGGACCCGGCGGAGCAGCAGGGCAAAGGUGUGGCCCUCAAGUCCGUCACCGCCUUCUUCACCUGGCUGCGCGAGGCUGAGGAGGAGUCGGAGGACAACUGAGAAGAGAAGACCUGGAACCCAUCACACCCCUCCGGAAGCGUUUCCGCUCACGUUCCACCACGUUCUACCACAUUCUAGCCAGUGUGUCCACAUCCCUAAGGACUGACAAAGCCAGAUGCCAGAUGGGAGCAAAGGACUGAGGGAACACUGUCCCGAGGGGCAGAGGGAAUGCGUUCGCAGUGCGGUUCUACUAUGUUCUGUUGCGUUCCUUCAACCCCCCUGAGGAAGAUCUCCAGAAAUGGGAGCACUACAUACGUGUACUAUACAUAGAAAAUAUUUUUGCUUUAAAUUUUAACUUUUUUUUUUUUUUUUUUUUUUUUUGUUACGUUUUGAAGAGACUUGAAAACAGGUUAUAACCUGAUUAAUUUAUUAUUUUUUUAAGAGACUGCAAAGACGGACCUUUUAUUUAACAUUUGCAGAAAAAAGCUCAUAUUGAGGAGAACAUCACUGACAAUAGAAAAUAACAAAGUAAUUAUCAUUACAGUAAUAAUAAUUGUGAAUUGAAUAACCUCUGCGGAUUCCCGAGUUUGGUUGAAGACAGUUUCAGAAGAAGUUAUUUUUGGAUGAAAGGUGUGGCGGAAACCGAGAUGGUUGACGUUUACUAUGUACAAGGUCAAAGGUUAUUAUAGAAUAACCCCUCCAAAGUCUGGUGUUGCAGGGUUUGCUUGCUCUGUGGGAAAAAAAGUUUGAGCUUCCAAAAGGACAUGAGAUAUACGCACACAUAUACACACAAGAACUUUCUCUGAAUGCUGAGAAAAGCAGGGACUUGAUAGAGAAGGAGUGUGUGUGUGUGUGUGUGCUCGUGUGAAUCCAAACCAUGCCAGGGUUUUUUCAACCUUGUUAUUCUCCAGACAUGAAGAGCAAAUUUAAAGUACAUGUGAAUACAUUAAAGACUGUCUAAGAACA
Molecule: messenger RNA, 6917 nt
Organism: Alosa alosa (allis shad)
Lineage: Eukaryota; Metazoa; Chordata; Actinopteri; Clupeiformes; Clupeidae
Gene: eif4g3a
Product: eukaryotic translation initiation factor 4 gamma, 3a
Exons: 35
Coding region: 486-6011 (1841 amino acids)
Cellular component (GO): eukaryotic translation initiation factor 4F complex
Molecular function (GO): translation initiation factor activity; protein binding; mRNA binding
Source: RefSeq, a predicted model, not a curated record